AUGGUCAAACUCACCUCUCUCUUGAUCGGCUGCUACGCUCUUGCGGCGAAGUACGCCGUUGCCCAAGAGCAUGGAGAGGAAUACGAGAAGACAAUGGGUCCAGUCGCCUUUUUGUGGCCGCCUGAUCGUGAAUGGGGUGCUGCUCAGGACAAUACCGCCCCUUGCGGUUCCGCUGCCUCCGUGGUGAACAGAACGGAAUUCCCUCUGCUCAACGGCCAGAUCGCGCUCGUCGCUCAAGACGAGUCCUGGUACAUCCAGGUAGCAAUCUCUCACAAGAACGACCCAACGUCGAAUGACGAUUUUGAGAUCGUGAUACCGGCCACGAGAAUCCCAGAACUUAGCGAGGGCCACCAGUGCUACCCGAUCCCCAAUCCAGCCGCGGACAUCGAAGCUCUUUCCAAUGCGACACUGCAAAUUCGAUAUACUUCGGACUUUGAAGACGACCGAAACGAGACGUACUAUGCGUGCGCGGAUGUUACUUACGUGCCGACCAGCCAAUUCACCUACCAAGUGCCAUGCUUCAACGCCACCGUCGACGAUUUCAACGUUACGGAUGUUGACCCCGAUUCCAGUUCUUCGGCUUCGGCAGCUGGAGCCACUGCCACAUCAGGAGUCAUGGAGGACACGGGAUCAUCGUCUUCCGGUCUGUCUGGAGGUGCGAUUGCCGGUAUUGUUGUCGGUGUCGUGGUAGGGGUUGCUGCUUUCCUUGGUGUGAUCUUUUUCAUGUGGCGUCGGAGCCAACAGAAGCGUCGCAUUCGUCAACAGGAAGCUUCCGUCAGGAACGUGAAAUGGGAAGACCAUCAUCCAGGGAGUGGAUCAGCAUCGCAGGCUUCAGAUCGCGACAUUGCACUCCGGAAACUUUAG
This is a messenger RNA of Fonsecaea erecta, 864 nucleotides long. RefSeq lists its product as hypothetical. The coding region runs from base 1 to 864 and encodes 287 amino acids. NCBI's taxonomy places the organism in Eukaryota, Fungi, Ascomycota, Eurotiomycetes, Chaetothyriales, Herpotrichiellaceae. The transcript has 3 exons. The record is from RefSeq and is a predicted model, not a curated record.